Dunckerocampus dactyliophorus (ringed pipefish) is the source of this 762-nucleotide messenger RNA. RefSeq names its product microsomal glutathione S-transferase 3b (gene mgst3b). NCBI's taxonomy places the organism in Eukaryota, Metazoa, Chordata, Actinopteri, Syngnathiformes, Syngnathidae. Gene Ontology annotation, molecular function: glutathione transferase activity; glutathione peroxidase activity. The record is from RefSeq and is a predicted model, not a curated record. The coding region runs from base 89 to 511 and encodes 140 amino acids. Gene Ontology annotation, cellular component: nuclear envelope; membrane; endoplasmic reticulum. The transcript has 4 exons.
ACACAUCCACUUAAAGAUCUGCAAUACCUGCGCCAGUAGUGAGAAAGUGUGAACUUCGUCUGUGAAGGCCACCAAAUAUCGACCAAAGAUGGAUAUUCUGACUGUUUUGCCCCCUCAUUUUGGAUAUGUCAUAUUCACAUACCUUUACAGCUGGAUUAUGCUCGCGUAUCUAGGUUUAAAAGUUGGAGCAGCAAGGAAGAAGUACAAUGUUAAGUAUCCAACGAUGUACAGCGACAAGGAGCAGGUAUUCAACUGUAUCCAGAGAGCACAUCAGAAUACACUUGAGGUUUAUCCUCAGUGGCUUAUUUUCCAGACCAUCGCAGCCCUUGUCUACCCGCUGUCAGCGUCAGUGCUGGGUGCCAUUUGGGUGACCAGCAGGCUAUCGUAUGCCUGGGGCUAUUACACUGGAGAUCCUGCUAAGAGGAUGAAUGGUGCCUAUGGCUACAUUGGAUACUUGGGGGUCAUCUUUCUUUCCAUAUCUGUUGCUUUGCAGUUACUUGCCGUUUUUUAAGAUCAUUCCCACCACUUCCCACGUACUCUAACUGAAAAUAUCAUUGAUUUUAUUUACCACUAUUUUACAAUGUGUCAGACUUCCAUGAGAUUGCAAUAUUAAUUGUAUAAUAAGAUGAUCUUCAUGGACUAGUGAAUAUGCACUGUUUUGAUAUGCUAUGUUUUAUUGACUGAUGACAUAAUGACUGUUUUUUUUUUUUAAUCUAACGUUCUCUGCCGUAUUCCGUUAAUAAAUAUAAAUCUUCUUGCUUU